Messenger RNA from Williopsis jadinii, 2325 nucleotides. Its product is annotated as transient receptor potential ion channel family protein. The coding region runs from base 1 to 2325 and encodes 774 amino acids. Gene Ontology annotation, biological process: fungal-type cell wall biogenesis; transmembrane transport. The transcript has a single exon. The record is from RefSeq and is a predicted model, not a curated record. NCBI's taxonomy places the organism in Eukaryota, Fungi, Ascomycota, Saccharomycetes, Phaffomycetales, Wickerhamomycetaceae.
AUGAAGUUGUUGCUGUUGUUGUUGCUGAGCGCCCUGACAGUGACGUGCCGAGUGCUAAAGGCAUCGUCCUUGGUGACGUGUAUGGAGAACUCCCAGCUAUCCGCGUCGUAUUUCUCGGUGGAGUUCAACCCUGAUGACAAGUCGCUCCACUACACGCUGGACUUCACUACAGAGGUGAGCGAUUACAUCAUCGCGGACGUGGACGUCUACGCCUACGGAUUCAAGAUCAUCACGAAGAGAAUCGACACGUGCUCGCUGACAUGGAAGCAGUUCUGUCCUCUUUACCCUGGAAGUGUUGAGGUUGACUCCAUCGAGUACAUUGAUGAUGAGUAUGCAGAUCAAAUCCCAGGUAUCGCCUAUACAGUCCCGGACAUUGAUGCAUUCGCAAGGGUCCUCGUUUCCAAGAGGGACACCGGGGAGCAGAUUGCAUGUAUCCAAGCCUUCUUCACGAACGGUAAGACGGUGUCACAGACCGGUGUUAAAUGGGCCACCGCGGUGAUUGCGGGUAUCGGCCUCUUGACGUCUGCGAUUGCAUCCGUGUACGGUAAUUCCAACGCUGCUUCGCACUUGAGUGCCAACGCUGUGUCGUUGUUCUUGUACUUCCAAAGUGUCGUUGUCAUUUCUAUGAUGGCUGUGGACGCAGUCCCUCCUAUCGCUGCAUCUUGGUCUGAGAACUUGGCGUGGUCCAUGGGGAUCAUCAGAGUUUCCUUUAUGCAAAAGAUAUUCAGAUGGUACAUUCAAUCAACAGGUGGUGAUCCGGACUUGAACCUCACAUCCUCCACUAUCAACAUUCUUGUGCAAAGAUCGUGGGAAUACGCGCAGAAUCUUGUGAAAAGAGCACAACCAGUGGUGCUAUAUGGUAACGCAAACGUUUUGAUCUUUAGAGGUAUUAAGAGAGUUGCAUACCAGGCAGGUAUUGAAAACUCGAGCUUGGUGGUUACCGGGUUUACGUUCUUCAUUCUCUGUGGUUACGUUCUUGUUGGAUUGUUGUUUGUUCUCAAAUACGGAUCCGAAGUUUGUAUCAGAGCAGGUUGGAUGAAAUCCACUAGAUUCUUGGACCUGAGACAAAAUUGGAAAAGGGUGAUGAAAGGUUCACUGGCAAGAUAUAUUCUUAUUGGGUUCACACAGACUAUUUUGCUCUCUCUUUGGGAAUUUACACAGAAUGACUCAGCUGCAGUUAUUGUUCUAGCAGUGUUAUUCUUCAUUAUGGCUGUUGGUUCCUUAAGUUGGGCAAUGCUCAGAGUUCGUUUCUUUGCAAAGCAGUCUAUACAAAAGUUCAAGAAUCCCGCAGCUGUGCUUUAUGGUGAUCAAAAAGUCUUGGAUAAAUAUGGUUUCAUCUACACAAUGUUCACCGCCGAAAAGUACUAUUGGAGCGCUGUCCUUUUGUUCCAUGCUUUCUUUAAGUGUAUGUUCAUUGGACUUGCCCAAUCAUCUGGAAAGACACAGGCUAUGGCGUUUUGGCUUGUUGAUAUGCUCUACUUGGGUUUACUUAUCCAUUUCAGACCAUUCCUCAACACACCAACAAACAUCGUUGCAAUCACUAUCCAAUUGGUCACAACGAUUAACUCUUUCUUGUUUGUGUUUUUCUCAAACUUGUUUGGACAACCUGCUGCUGUUGCAUCCAUCAUGGGAUGGGUCUUCUUCAUUAUGAACGCUGCAUUUUCACUUAUCCUGUUGUUAUUCAUCCUUGUGGUUAGUGCAUUCGUAUUCUUCUCUAAGAACCCUGAUGCCCGUUUCAAGCCAGCGAGGGAUGACAGAACUUCAUUCCAACGUUAUUCUCAACACGUGGGUGCGAAGGGACCUGCUGCAGAGUUAUUGGCUCUUGGUAUAGCUGCCAAGGACCAUAACGAUAACUGGCAAUCAGAGAUUUAUGAAAUGAAUGAGCACAACGAUAGAUCCACAUCCUCAAACAAUGGUUCCACGGAUGACAACGAGGAUAAGACAGUUCCUAUCGCGGCAGAAGAAAAGGAAACCUUUGCUGGGAAGCUUAUGAGAAAACUGAGUAAAGGAAAGGGAUCCAGACGUGAUAACCAGAGACUUGUUAAUCGUGAAAGCUAUAUCUCUAAAGAGAAUGAUGACGAGCACUAUUCCUUUGAUGGUUUUGGAAAUGAAGAAGGACUCGGUCAGAAGGAUUCAUCAGUUUCAAUUGACUACAGUCCAAAUAUCAAUGGCAGCGAUGAGCAGUUCACAAAGACAAAUGACAUUCUCAGCUCGGCAGAUGUAUAUGGUGGUGAUUCUUCUCGCCUCAGACAUUCGAAAACAUUCGGAAUUGAUAAUGAGAGUGUAGAUAACAACUCCUCCAUUUAUGACAACUCAAAGUUCUAG